Poeciliopsis prolifica (blackstripe livebearer) is the source of this 4809-nucleotide messenger RNA. It is a transcript of the gene c1qtnf4, whose product is annotated as C1q and TNF related 4. The record is from RefSeq and is a predicted model, not a curated record. Gene Ontology annotation, molecular function: protein binding. The transcript is spliced from 3 exons. NCBI's taxonomy places the organism in Eukaryota, Metazoa, Chordata, Actinopteri, Cyprinodontiformes, Poeciliidae. Bases 45 to 1289 code for a protein of 414 amino acids.
ACUUGUGUGUCUUCAUUUCAGCCAGCAGCCUCAGAGGUGAGAUAAUGACUCCAACAAAGAGCAGGAGGGAGGAAGUUGGCAGCCCGUUUGCUCUGAACGCUUCUUAUGGCACUGCUGCUCCUCCCCGCCAAUUUAACACAACACACACACCAAACACAGGUAAAAUGUUGCUGCAUUGGAGCGUUCUGAUCGGCCUGCUGUGCCUGGGCCAGGCCGGCGGCGCCUGGGCUUUGGCCCGCCUGCUGGACAACGCAGAGCUGCGCUCGGCCUUCUCCGUGUCGCGCACCAGCAGCAUGGAAGGUGGACCUAAAAUGACCGUGACCUUUGACACUGUUUACGUCAACAUCGGCGGAGACUUUGAUGCCAAGGCGGGAUUGUUUCGCUGCCGCAUCCCCGGGGCGUACUACUUCUCCUUCACGGUGGGGAAGUUCCCCCACAAAGACCUGUCUGUGAUGCUGAUGAAGAACAGGAACGAGGUGCAGGCCAUCGUCUACGAGGAGAACGCCGGGGAGGAGAGGAAGGUUCAGAGCCAGAGCGUGAUGCUGCAGCUGGAGUUUGGGGACACCGUCUGGCUGCGUCUACAUGGCGACCCCCGCUACGCGCUCUACAGCAACACCGGGCACUACACCACCUUCAACGGCUACCUGAUCUACCCUGACACCUACAGCUACCAGACCCACCACCACCAGCAGCAGCACCAGCUCACCUACAACCCUCAGCAGGACACAGAGGACGCCAAGUCCAGGCCAGGACACGCAGAGGAGGAGGAGGAUGAGGAGGAUGGCCAGGAGUAUGAGGACGAAGAGGAUGAUGGGAGAUCCGCCUUCUCCGUAGGCCGCACCCAAAGCAUCCUGGGAAUCGACCAGGUGGGAGUACCGCAGCAUCGGCCGAUCGGCUUUGACACGGCUUUCGUCAACAUCGGCGAGGACUUCAACGUGACGGAGGGCGUGUUCACCUGCCGCGUGGCGGGGGCGUACUACUUCUCCUUCAACGUGGGCAAGCUGCCCAUGAAGACGCUGUCUGUGAAGCUGAUGAAGAACCGCCUGGAGGUCCAGGCGAUGAUCUACGACGACAGCCAGGGCGAGAAGGCCCUGCAGAGCCAGAGCCUGAUGCUGGCGCUGAAAUCAGGCGACAUCGUCUGGCUCUACUCCCACCAGAGGGACGGAUUCGGAGCCUACAGCAACCACGCCAAGUACAUCACCUUCACCGGGUUCCUGGUUUACCCCGACAUCAGCCCCAGCUCCCCCACUGCCACCACCAGCCAAUCAGAAGCAGCCAAGAAGCCCUAACUCCAGCUGGGUAGAAAAGACUGAGCAUCCUGGGUGGGAUCCAUGUUCACGUCACGAAAACACAACGUCUUACCAAGAGGUUUUGCUCUUAUUACACUGGAGAUAAGGCAGAACUAACUUACAUGUAGCCUUUCAGCAAAAUUGGUUGUUUGUUUUCCGUAAUAUGUGUCAUAAUUCCCUGCAGGUGGAAUCCCCAAAAUUUAAAUGGAGCCAUUUUAUGUACUUCUUUGCUCUACAUCCAUCAAAUUUUGGAAUCACAGUUUUAAAUAGACAACAUGCUGAGGCCAUAGAAGGUGUUCUGUUGUCUGCAGUCUGCAUUUCUAACUGUUUAUAUUGUAAUUGUCUCUUUAGGCAGCUGAUACUAUGUAGUAUACACACUUGAGCUCAUAAAAUAUGUCCUCUAAGGAACAGCAAAAACAUAUUCUGUUCUAAUAUUGAUGAAAAACUUAUGGUCCUGAUGGCAGAUUAUUUCAUUUCAAACAAGACAUUUAAUCCAUCAGUUGUUUUUUUUUGGGAAUAUUUAUGAAUUAUUUACCAACAACUGGCUCCUACAUCUUGUUGAAAAAUUACCUGCCAAUUAAUUUUGCCUUAAUUCAAUUGUACUAAGAUAUUUGCUGUAGAAACUGGGCAAAGCUACUUGGUAAGAUUUUGUGUUUUUGCAGUGAAAUAAUUCCUUCUGAAAGUCAAAGGAGUUUUGGACUCAGAACCUCAGAGAAAAUCUAUUUAGUUUAUAGCUAAUGGCUUCCCAUGUCAGGAGUGAAUCUCACUUCAGUGUGAAUAUUUCGCUCUAUAAUGAAAGUUCCACAACGUGUUUGAUUUUGCACAAAGGUUGCAAAAGUAAGAAAAUCAGAGUUAGCCCCGCUUCAAAUAACCUGCUAGCAUAAUUUCACCGAGCUCAAGAAAAAGUGUUAGCAUUGGUGGUGGGCACCACUAGCUAAAAUGUUAGCUGUGCUAACCCUAAGGAGCUAGUCAUAAGCCUUCUGCUAUUGGUGAAGUGCUAUCAACACGGUAUUUAGAGGGAGCUAAUGCUAAAGCGCUAUCGUCAGUUCAUAUUGGAAAGACUGCAACGCUAAAGCACCAAUUAAAUUCGACAUUAUAAUAUACUUAUUCUAUAAUUAUAUGUUUCAACUCAUGUUGAACUUUAUUUAAACUUUCCAAACAGCCAAGUAAAUUAUCCCUUUAGAAUCUAUAUGGACAAAUGAAUUUAGGGAAAGUGUGCUCAAUGUUCUUAUUUAGCGCACUUUCUGCACAACUGCUAAAUGAAACAUUAGCUGUUAGCAGUUUAGCAUAAGGAUGCCCACCACUGGUUAGCACAAAUACCACCUAUUUUCACUUUACUAGAUAAUUAAUUCUGGUGAAAUUAGUCAGGUCUAAUUAAAUACAAGCUGAAGCCAAUCUGGGUGCGGUUUUCUAUAACGGAUCAAUAAUAACUAUCAACAAAAUCAUAAAUGAAGCUUUGAAAUUCCAAGUAAAUUUAAGUGAUUCUAAAAUGAUAAUCUGAUAUGCUUAAAUGUUACAGACUAUCCACGACCAUACAAUAAAAUAUAAAGUAGAGUUUAUUUUAGAAGCUUCUAAUGUGGACUUAAUGCAAAAACUUCAUCUAAGCUAAUUGAAUUAAGGCUGAUUGACAAGUUUGGUUGAGUUAUGAGUGAAAAGUCUGAUCAAAAUGCUGUAAAAUGAAAGCAUUUCUCUCCAAGGAUCUAUUUCUCUCCUGUGAAAUAGAUUUACCAAAGAGUUGGACAUUCAUAAAUGCCCAUUUGAUCUGAUCAUUUCUGCAAAGUAAUUCGAAGCGAUUUAACCUUCAGUGGCUUUUGAUGAAGACGGAAUUUUCAGAAUUUUCAUUAUCUACUGAAAUAUUUCUUGAAGCUUCCUGUGAAACUUUUGGUGUUUCUGCUCAUAAGUAAGACGUCUCUUUACUCGUUUUGUCAUGAACCGCAUGUAAACUACUGUGAACCGUGUUGGGUUUUUGUGUCAAAAUGAGUGUUUUCUUUCCAAUAUUUGGGAGCUCGGUGUUGUCUCUCGGUGGCAGCAGGAGCGAAGGAUUCCAGGACAGAACUGACACAGAUUUGGAAGAGGAGCACGACUCCGUAUCCACACAACUGUUGACCACAUGCCUCCUGCGAGCCUGCGGGGAUCUGGGACGUAAUUUAGUUUCUAAUUCUAGCAGCAUUUAUUUCACGUCUUCAGACAGAGCCCACUGUGGGGAAAAUUGAAUUGCUUCUCCCAGGCUUCAUUGAUGUGCAUAUCUAAUUUCACACCACUGGGAAUAAAAUUAUACAGUUCAAACUGUCAUGAACCCUUCCCUUAUCAAACACCCUGUCCUCUGGAGGACCGCGGGGGUUCAACUUUAGUUUUGUUCAGUGUUUAGAUGUUUUUAUGACAUUGGUUGAAAAUUUAUGAGAAGCAAAGCUCCGAUUUUACUCCAGUCAGUUUUUGGCAAAAGAAAAAUGAGUCAGGAAUCAGCAGCGGGGAAACGUGUUGGGAGAGCGUUCCACAGAUCUGCAGGAAACUAUUUGAAAAUGUAUGCUCUAUAUGCAAAUCUCACCCAGUUUUAAAUGAAACACCAUUUCCAAAUCAGGCUGGAAAAAAGUGCUUGCUGUGAUUCCUGUUAGAAACCGUAAAGGCAGGAAAACUUUAGCAAAACUCAUUUCCUCUGCAUGUGUCUGACUGAGGGAGUGGAGUAAACAUGAAAACAUGUUUAUGUCUGAAGAUAAGCCUGAAAAUAUGAAUUUUCCAGUCUCACUAAUUGCUGAUUUCCAAAGCUUUAAGGCAGCAGCGACUUUUAGGAAACAAACUUAUGAUUAUUUUUCUCUCCCAGUUUCUCCUUUAGUCUCAGAUGAAAAUCUCUCUCCAUCUCAGCCUCAGUGUGAGAGCGGCCCAGGUUGAUUCAGCCGGCCCGACGCAGCUCAGGAAAUCAUAUUUGUUCUGUCCACAACCCUCCAGAACCCGUCCAGAACCAUCCAAACUCACCAGAACCCGUCCAGAACCAUCCAAACUCACCAGAACCCAUCCAGAACCUGUCCAAAAUCAUCCACAACCCUCCAGAACCCGUCCAGAACCAUCCAAACUCACCAGAGCCCGUCCAGAACCCUCCAGAACUUAUCUAGAACUUCCAGAACCCCUGCCGUGUGCGGCGCUCAGAUUCUUGUGUUAUGCAUGCAUGUAACUGAAAACAAAACAUCUGAGGAGAAAUGUUUCCCAUGAUGGCAUGUCCAGCUUCAGACGCCUGCUGUGUUGUUAUGUGAACCGUUCCUGUUUCUGAUGCUUUCGGUCAAAAAUAGUGUAUUUAAAAUAUAUGUAUAUAUAUUUAAUAUUCAGAUAUGAGUCAAAACGUGGUUCAGUUCCCAUUUCUACAGUUUUCCAAACAGUUUUGUCGUGCCAGAAAAACCCCUGGAUGAUAUUUUGACCCUUGCUGUCUUCUGUAGUCCAACUAUUUGAGAUGCUAAACAGAUUUUUACAUGUGAAGUGAAUGGAAAAAAAAAAAGACGUUCGUUGAAAUAAACGAAACAGGACAAACAUC